AUGAAGACCUCUUUCGUCGCCAGCGCCGCGACGGCGCUUUUCCUCUCCAGCGGCAUCGCCAAUGCCGCCUUCUCCAUCGCCUCCACCGACGACAUCAAGGCAACAGCCAGGGAUAUCGCCUAUGACACCAUGAAAUUCUACGAUGGAAACUUGACUGGACACACUCCCGGUAUCUUGCCUGGCCCGCCGCCUAACGGUGAUUACUACUGGUGGGAGGCCGGUGCUCUAUGGGGAACGAUGAUCGACUACUGGCACUUGACGGGCGAUGCUACUUACAACGACGUCGUGAUGCAGGCUAUGCUGCAUCAAGUCGGACCUAACCGCGAUUACAUGCCUCCCAACUACACGGCAUCUCUCGGUAACGACGAUCAAGGGUUCUGGGGUAUGUCCGCCAUGACUGCCGCCGAGAACAACUUCCCGAACCCCCCGACCGAUCAGCCCCAGUGGCUCGCUUUAGCCCAAGCUGUCUUCAACACCAUGGCCAGCCCGGACAGACACGACGACACUUGCGGUGGUGGCCUGCGCUGGCAAAUUCCGCUGUCCAACAACGGAUACAACUACAAGAACAGUAUUGCCAACGGCGUCUUCUUCAACAUCGGUGCCAGAUUGGCUCGCUACACUAAGAACACUACCUACUCCGACUGGGCCGAGAAGACGUGGGAUUGGAUGGAGACAGUCGGAUUCAUCGAUGCUGAUUACAACAUUUUUGACGGCGGUCACGUCGAGCACAACUGUACAGAUAUCAACAAGGCUCAGUUCUCUUACAACAACGGCGUUUUCUUGCUCGGAGCCGCCAACAUGUACAACUACACGGACGGCGACGCGAAGUGGAAGACUCGUCUGGACGGUCUCAUCAAGGGCACCUUGAACGUCUUCUUCCCCAACAACAUCGCGUUCGAGGUCGCCUGUGAGGAGCACAACACUUGCACUACCGACAUGUUGAGUUUCAAGGGUUAUGUCGCUCGUUGGAUGUCCGUCAUGACCCAGAUCGCUCCUUACACCGCCGAUCAAAUCCUCCCUAUCCUGAAGACAUCAGCCGAGGCCGGUGUCAAGCAAUGCACGGGUCAGGCGAACCAGCGCACUUGCGGCUUCAAGUGGAGCACGGGUGUGUACGACGGCACGAUUGGAGCCGGUCAGCAGAUGAACGUCUUGGCCGCCGUAUCAUCGCUCCUCAUCGGCCAGGCCAAGGCCCCCGUAUCGAACUCUACUGGAGGAACUUCAGUCGGCGAUCCAAACGCUGGCAGCAACUCGAACAACGACUUGAGCGUCCACAACAGCCCGAUUACGACGGCGGACAAGGCCGGCGCCGGCAUCCUGACCUUCUUGGUCUUGGCAGGUGCCACAGUUAAUACCACCAUUCUCAUCCCGAUUUCCGUAGGGUACCCCCUCCGAAAACGCGACCCCCGCACACACGCCGCCCGCCCGACAAUGCCGAUCCCGGACUUUUCCAACACGACGACCUUCCCGGCCUUCGACGCCCUCCCGAUCGAGGAUGACGGCGGUUCCGCCCCGGACGCCCGGGAGGAGUGGUUCCUCGUCGCGCAGGUGAAGCAGAACAUGACCAUAACGAAACCGACCGUGGUCGUCUCGGACCGCGCGGGGGACGAGUUCGCGAUCACCUUCGAGGACCGCGGGGUCGACCUGCGGCCCGUCAGGACGGGCUGGACGAUCGUGGUGCCGCGGGCGACGCGGACUACGCCGCGGGAGGGGAAGAAGGGGUUCGUCCGGGUCGCGGAGGGGAGGGGCACGGGGGUGAAGUACGUCCCCGCGGGGCUCGAGAGGGUUUUCGAGCUGGGCAGGGCCGUGAGGGAGGGAGGAGUGUCAGACGGCGGAUUGGAAGACUCACAAGGCCGAUUGUAA
This is a messenger RNA of Colletotrichum karsti, 1860 nucleotides long. Its product is annotated as glycosyl hydrolase family 76. Gene Ontology annotation, biological process: carbohydrate catabolic process; fungal-type cell wall biogenesis. The record is from RefSeq and is a predicted model, not a curated record. NCBI's taxonomy places the organism in Eukaryota, Fungi, Ascomycota, Sordariomycetes, Glomerellales, Glomerellaceae. The transcript has 6 exons. Gene Ontology annotation, molecular function: mannan endo-1,6-alpha-mannosidase activity. Bases 1 to 1860 code for a protein of 619 amino acids.